CUCCGACUCCAAACACUUUGAGAGGGAGAAAACCAGAGGUCACUGAUAAGAGAAAGCAAAAAAACGCAUAUCUGAGAGGCUCAGCAGAGAGACAAAUCAGAGAAGGGUACUAUCACUCAAGGAGAGAGGAGACAACACCGCGAGCAUUGAAGAAAGCUGUCUGGAGGACGCCACGUGUGUGUGUGCAUAUGUAUGUUGAGACAGGCAUAGGUAGAUUCCAGGGAUAUUUGUGAGACUGACAGAGGACGAAAGCAGAUCAUGGAUCCCUCGAGUCCCUCAGAGGGCCCCGUGGAACACAAAGAAAGAAGGAAAAUCCAGUUCGCCGUCCAAGCAACAGAACCGACUCAGCUGGACCCUCGGCAGGUUGAGAUGAUUCGCCGAAGAAGACCCACACCUGCCACGUUGUUCAAAGUAGCAGACCAAACAUCUCCUGAGGAUGACAUCUCCAGCCAUCAGUGGGUUGUUGGAGAAAAUGGAGUCCUCAAGCCAAAACGAAUCAACCCAAACAUCUACCAGCCACCAUCAUUAAAAGCCGUGCAGCAGAUGGCUGAAGCUCAAAUGCUGAAAUUAGGUGUGUAUCCUCAUGUAGAGGAGGAAGGGGAGGAGCCUAUUCAGAGAGAGAGGGAAGAGCUAUCCUCAUCCUGCACACCUGAUUCACAGGAGCAAAGGGGCAUGGCAGAAAACCAGUCUGGCAUAAGAAAGGCAGGAGCCACAGCACCUACUGAGGAAGAAGUGGAGGAAGAGGAGGAGGAAGAAGAAGAAGAGGAGGAGGAAGUAGAAGCAGCAGACAAUAUGGCAGUGGGGGAGAGCAGAAAUGUGGACUGAUAGAGCAAAAGUUUGAGGAACUUUAGAGAUUUUUUCAUAAUGCAGAAUUUUAUUUUGAAAUCAGAACUGUUUAUUGAUGAUUCAAUGAUUCCAUCAUUUGAUAACAGCUGUCUGUUUGUAUUUUGGGAGAAAACGAGACUUAAAAAAACUCUUUCAAAACAGUUUGGAGUGGUCGAACAACCUGAAAAGAUUAAUUCACCCUGACAAUGCAAUUAAAUAGAGAUAUUGCAGUUGUGCUCAAAAGUUUACAUACCCCUUGCAGAAUCUGCGAAAUGUUAAUUAUUUUAACAAAAUAAGAGGUAUCAUACAAACUUCAUACUAACCAAUGGUACAUAAACUUUUGAAUGGGAUCAUUUUAAUAAAUUCAGCAAUUUUUUGCUUUGUGGACUACAUGUAAAAAAAAACAGCGUAUUCAGGACAGUACUAAAUAAUUUGUAUGAUCCCUCUUAUUUUGUUAAAAUAAUUAACAUUUUGUGGAUUCUGCGAGGGGUAUGUAUACUUUUGAGCAUGACUGUAUCAGGUCAAAUCAGUCAGCAGUCACAUAUUAUAUCAUCCCUGCAUAUGCAUCUCAUACAUUCAAACAAACAAAGUACAAAUGUUUAGAUCUACAAGCAGCGUGGUAUGAAUGUAAAUUGUCAAGAUAUGCGUCAGUGUUAAUUCAAUGUCAUGUUUUAUGGUCCGUUCAUUAUGUGUGUGUGUUUGAGGUGCAUUUAUGUGGACAUACACUGCCAUCUAGUGUACAGACAAUUGUUAUACUGAAUUCCAUACCAUAAUUUGUCAA
Molecule: messenger RNA, 1606 nt
Organism: Pimephales promelas (fathead minnow)
Lineage: Eukaryota; Metazoa; Chordata; Actinopteri; Cypriniformes; Leuciscidae
Gene: ppp1r1b
Product: protein phosphatase 1, regulatory (inhibitor) subunit 1B
Biological process (GO): intracellular signal transduction
Cellular component (GO): cytoplasm
Molecular function (GO): protein phosphatase inhibitor activity
Source: RefSeq, a predicted model, not a curated record